This is a messenger RNA of Cottoperca gobio, 1773 nucleotides long. RefSeq names its product glyoxylate reductase/hydroxypyruvate reductase a (gene grhpra). Gene Ontology annotation, cellular component: cytosol. The transcript has 9 exons. The record is from RefSeq and is a predicted model, not a curated record. Bases 180 to 1166 code for a protein of 328 amino acids. Lineage: Eukaryota; Metazoa; Chordata; Actinopteri; Perciformes; Bovichtidae. Gene Ontology annotation, molecular function: NAD binding; glyoxylate reductase (NADPH) activity; hydroxypyruvate reductase (NADH) activity.
CAUGCGCAGUAAUAUGAACUCAAACACUUCCUGAUGUCUACGGGAUCGUGUGAAGUGUAGUUUUCUCGCAGUGGAGCAGACGGUCAAGGUUAAAAUCUGUCCCGGCCGAGUGUGUGCACGUCCAUCCUCCCCACAAAGUUAUACAGUGUUCCGUCGGAAGAGGACUUCAGUUCAUUUAGAUGCAGGCAGCUGGAAAACUUAUGAAGGUGUUCGUGACGAGACGCAUCCCGCAGGAGGGGAUGAAGAUCCUGUCAGCGGCUGGAGUCUGUGAGGUGUCUCUGUGGGACUCAGAUGAACCCGUGCAGAGGGCAGAACUUCUCAAAGGUGUGCAGGGAGCUGAUGGUCUUCUGUGUCUGCUGUCGGACAAGAUUGAUGCAGAGGUUCUGGAUGCUGCAGGGCCAAACCUGAAAGUAAUCAGCACCCUGUCAGUGGGAUUUGACCACAUGGCUCUUGAUGAAAUCAAAAAACGUGGUAUACGUGUUGGAUACACUCCAGAUGUCCUGACUGACGCCACAGCAGAACUGACUGUGGCUCUGCUGCUGGCCACCGCUCGCAGGUUACCAGAGGGAGUGGAGGAGGUCAAAAAUGGAGGCUGGAGCUCGUGGAAGCCUCUCUGGCUGUGUGGUUACGGCCUCUCUGGCAGCACAGUGGGAGUCAUUGGACUGGGACGCAUUGGCUUGGCCAUUGCUCGGAGGCUCAUGCCCUUUGGAGUGAAGAGGCUGCUAUACUCUGGGAGAACAGUCAAGGCCCAUGCUGCGGAGGUGAAUGGAGAGUUUGUUCCCCUGGACACUCUUGUGUCUGAGAGCGACUUCAUAGUCGUUUCCUGCUCCCUGACGCCAGAAACCCAGGGCCUGUGUGACAAGGCUCUCUUUAGCAAGAUGAAAAACACAGCAGUCUUCGUCAACUCAAGCAGGGGAACUGUGGUGAACCAGGAGGAUCUGUAUGAAGCUUUGAGCAGCGGACAGAUAGCUGCAGCUGGACUAGAUGUCACUACACCCGAGCCACUCCCAACAGACCAUCCUCUUCUAACACUUAAGAACUGUGUGGUGUUGCCACACAUCGGAAGUGCCACCUACUCCACGAGAGGCAUCAUGGGAGCUUUGUCAGCUCAAAACCUGCUGGGAGGUUUACAGGGCACUGCCAUGCCCAGUGAACUCACCUUCUAGAGCCUGAAACUAAGACGCUGCGCUGCAAUAACAGAUAACAGUAAUGUACUGGGAUAGUAAUGAUCUUCUAUGUGCGAUUAAAGUGGAGAAGGGCUGAAAUACUAAUGUAGUUCAGAUACGUUUACAUCGUGUCAGUGUUAACUUGAUAGCUUAAUUUGAUCCCGUCACAGUUACUAAUAUGAGUUUCCUUUGGAAUAUACAAUGUGCAUUUUGAAGAAGGAAAUUCUUCAUGCAAAGUUUUGUCAUCUCAGACAAGUGUAUUUGUUAUCGGGGAAAAAAAGGCUAAUGAAGAAACCGGCACAACUCCCUAACAUUACUUCUUAUAAAAACACCAUACAUGCGUAGUGUGGGAAAUUACAGAUGAACUGCAAAACACAGGUUCUGAUUUGCAUAUGAAAUAUCUCCAUUAAAAUAGAAAUGGUGGGUUGGUUCUCUGUCUCACUCUAAUUGAAUAAUGCUUGUCAUAAAGAUUAGCAUUAUACAUAAUUAGUCUGCACUUUAUUCUGAUGUUAAUGUUGUCAACGACGCUUCAAAACAACACUCCACUUUUGUAUGAAAAAUGAGAUUUCUCUGAAGAAUAAAACGUAUGGUUUAGUUUGAAUAUGAU